AAUAUUCCGUCACCUUUUCACUAUUCCUUUAAAAAAGGAACAAAAAUUUGAUCCAAUGCAGCAUGUAGUUACGUCAGAAAAUGUUAUCAGUUCGACUGAAAUAGUUGUUGCCUCUUUUUUUUACGGUGACAAAAUUAAUCUUGUGCAGUCAAAGAAAUCAGCGCGAUGAACAAAAUCGGGAAGAAAUGAUUAACGAACGUCGUUUUACGAAUAUUGCUUCACAUAACCUAAAACUGCGCUGACGUUUCGUCUUCUCGGCGGGAAUCUCGAAAUUUUCAUGUUUUUUGUCAGAUUCGCCUGAAAAUGCCACCAAAUAUUUUGAAAAGCAGCUUAGAAAAUGCUUCCUUCAACAUCAUAUUUCAGAUAUUCUGCCGCUGUGUCACAUUUGUUUUGAACGCAUUUGUUGUUCGACAUGUAGGUCAAGCGGUUUUAGGUGUCAUUAAUGUGAGAUUAUUGUUGCUGGAAUCUAUGAUACUUUUCUUAUCACGAGAACCAUUUAUGAAGGCAUGUUUGACUAAUACUGCUGACCAUAAUUGGGCGCAAGUUGUGAAUCUACUCUGGCUAACAGUGCCUAUAUGCGUUAUGAUGUCUUUCCUGUUUGGAUACGUUUGGUUGUUCUUGCUUCCUAUUACAGAGGCGUUACCACCCUACUACACAUUUGCAGUUUUGGCAGUUGGACUUUCGUGUAUCAUAGAACUGUCUUCCUUAAUUGUACAAUUAGUCGCGAGCGCAUUUCUAUUCGUUAGACUUAAAAUAGUUUUGGACACAAUCAUGAUUGCUAUUCGCACUAUGACGUUUGUCCCGUUAAUAUUGUAUCAUCCAGACAAUGCAUUACUUGCAUUCGGUAUCGCUCAACUCGUCGCAGCAAUAUUUUACACGACUAGUCACUACGCAUACUUCCACUAUCACAUUGCGAAGUUGAAUAAAUGCACACAGAAACGAAGAAUGUCUUUGAAGGACAGCAGCGACGAGUAUGUAGUGAAAGAGUUCCCUUUUCGUACUGUAAACGACUUUUUACCUGGCCAGCUGGAAAAUAACGAUUCAUAUCUUGAUAAAAAGUUAACUAUUCUUACAUGGAGUUUCUUUAGACAAGGAAUAUUAAAGCAAAUUUUAACGGAGGGUGAGAGAGUGAUUAUGACUGUAAUGCCAGUAUUGACGUUCACAGAACAGGGUAUCUAUGAGGUUGUGAAUAAUUUAGGUUCACUAGCCGCUAGAUUUAUUUUCCGUCCAAUCGAGGAAAGCGGAUAUUUUUAUUUCACGCAAAUAGUGAAAAGGGACAAAGCGAUAUCUGAUCAGAAUCCAAUGAAAGUACAAGAGAGUGUAAACGUGUUAACACAUUUGUGUUCAAUCGUUACAUCUAUUGGUCUAAUUGUUCUAGUAUUCGGUCAAUCUUACUCAAGCAUGUUGCUCUGGCUGUACGGUGGUUCGAAGUUGAUCUUACCUUUACCCGUCCUUCUGUUAAGAGCACACUGUCUUGCCGUAUUAUUAUUAGGAAUUAAUGGUGUGACAGAAUGCUACACUAACGCAACGGCCGACAGUGCAACAAUAAAUAAAAGCAACUUAAUCAUGGUUUAUCAAUCAAUCGCAUUCUUGGGCGCCUCGUACAUAUUUGCCACUUGGUUUGGACCUGUCGGCUUUAUUUUUGGCAACUGCGUGAAUAUGAGUCUGAGAAUCAUACAUUCGUCAAUAUUUAUCAACAAAAGGCAUCAGGAUACGAUCUAUCGUCCCUUACGUGGAUUAGUACCAAAGCCCAUGUUCUCCGCGUCUUUACUCGUUGCAGCGCUCAUCACUAAUUUGUCACAUGCUUACUUCUUCACAAAUAAAAAAGUAUUGCACUUACUGAUUGGCAUAGUGAUGUUUACGAUUGUACUUCUAUCUUGGAUGUAUGAAAAUUACGAAUUAAUCAAGCUUGCUACAAACAAGUGGUAUGAAAAGAAAAGUAAACAAAGAAAAAAUGAUUAACUUUAAAUCUUUAUGCCAUGUGGAUUAUUUUAUUUAUGAUUUGUGUAUAUAAAUCAUGUUUGUUACAAUGUAAUAGAUUCGUUACAUUGUCAGAACUUGUAAAUGUUAAAAGACGAUAUAAUAUGUACAAAUAUUUA
Messenger RNA from Linepithema humile (Argentine ant), 2099 nucleotides. Its product is annotated as man(5)GlcNAc(2)-PP-dolichol translocation protein RFT1. Gene Ontology annotation, biological process: glycolipid translocation; dolichol-linked oligosaccharide biosynthetic process. Gene Ontology annotation, cellular component: endoplasmic reticulum membrane. The record is from RefSeq and is a predicted model, not a curated record. Lineage: Eukaryota; Metazoa; Arthropoda; Insecta; Hymenoptera; Formicidae.